AUGGACCCCGUCAUCAUAACAUCGGAUGACAUAGUUGAGGCGGUCCGUAGGGCCCCGAACUGGAAAUUUCCGGGACUUGACGGACUGCAUCACUACUGGCUGAUGGGGUUCGUGGUGUGUCACGCUGUGCUCGCCCGACAGUUUCAAGAGGCUCUCGGCCAAAAGUCGCUCUCGAGCCUCUUCACUACUGGGAUCACUCAUUUGGUUCCUAAAGACCGGGAUUCUACAGACCCGAGCAAAUACCGCCCCAUAACGUGUCUACCUACCAUAUACAAGACACUAACAUCCAUUUUGAGUGCGAGAAUCGCUCGUCACCUGAGCUCAAAUCAGGUGAUGUCGCGCGCUCAAAGUGGUUGUCGGGGCAUUGGUCGUGGAACCAAGGAACCACUCCUCAUUGACGCGGUCAUUGGCAAGGUGAUUAAACGCAACCGUCGGAACCUCUCCGGCGCCUGGAUAGACUACAAAAAGGCAUUCGACUCGGUGCCUCAUACAUGGCUUAAGAGAGUCCUCGAGCUGUACAAGGUUGAAUGUACGGUUCGAGACUUCCUCGGGCAGUGUAUGGGGCAAUGGAGUACGAUCCUUUGUCAUCUAGGCCAGCGGAUGAUGGCUGCGGAGAACCACAUAAGGAUAAGAAGGGGUAUCUUCCAGGGCGAUUGUUUGAGUCCAAUCUGA
Parnassius mnemosyne (clouded apollo) is the source of this 672-nucleotide messenger RNA. The record is from the annotation of a GenBank genome assembly. Lineage: Eukaryota; Metazoa; Arthropoda; Insecta; Lepidoptera; Papilionidae.